GAGAAGAACUCGCAUGUCGUUGCCAUGAAUGCCUCUGUUGACACCCCCCCAAAGAAUCGUCCAACGCUAUGCGGUUGCCUCUGUUUUGUUUAGCUUGUAGAUGUAGCAUGUAAGCAGUAGUCCUACUUCCCCCACCCAGUCCCUCACCCCUCCACCACCGUCACCACCACCACGCCCUCGCCACCUUUUUGCUUCGAGUCCUCUCCUUCGUAUGUAUAAAGAGAGAGAGAGAGGGGGGCGGGGGGAGCGGUAGCAGGAUUUGUGAUUGCUUUGUUUGGGGGUCUGAAGAGCGUCGCACCGCCGAAAGCGACGCCAGCUCGCUUAAUAGCAGCUUGGAGGUGGCCGCAGAGCCAGCUCGCCUUUCGGAAGUUCCAAGUAAUAAGCAGAGCCACGGAUACUGGAUGAUAUCAACACCAGUAAAGGAGCCAAAAGGAAGCGAAGGAGAAGAGAUACGCAUAUAUAUAUGUACGAGCGACAGUAAAGAGAGCCGAAAGGAAAGCAAAGGCGAAGAGGGGGAGGUAAUAAAAAGGAGACGAAGAGAAAAGAAGCAGCGAGAUACGCAGCUAGCACUCAUCAUCAUCAUCAUCGUCGUCGUCAUCAGUAGACGACACCCAUUUUUUACCUCCUCCUGAUAUACUCUCCUCCCUCUUCUUCUUCUUCUUUGCCUUCUUUCGUGAAGCCCACACCAUCGAGGGAGCACAGCGGCAGCGGAGCGGUGAUUCCAAGUAGGAUUAAUUCCUUCACCUUCCUCUGUUUUGAGAGAAGAAAGAGAGAGACUUUGGAGUGACAACUAGGCGGGAAGAUCGAGAGGAGGUAGGAGGAGUAGUCCUAUAGGUAUUCAAGAGCGGGAGGCUCGGGGAGACUGGCAGAGCAUAUACGUUAUAGGUUGAGAGAGAGAGAGAGAGGCGAGGAGAGGGAGAGAGUUGCUUCUGCUGGUGGUAAAGAUGAAGUUUAUGAAGCUGGGUUCCAAGCCGGAUGCUUUCCAGUCGGACGGCGGCAACAUCAGAUUGUACAAUAUAGUUCGUGUAGGGGCUAAUAAUUUCUCCACCAAAGAGGAUGAAGGUGGUGAAGAGGAGAAACUCUUCCACCAAAGAUCAAAGCUUUUGGGAAAUGCAGAUUUGUGGCCGUAAGCGGUGGUGUUCCGCUGUCACAGUUGACGGAGGGAAUUGGAAUGGAGAAGGAUCGCGACAGCUUCAUCAAGAACAACAAAUCCACGCUCGGUCAGAGGCGACAGGCAGUGCUCCGACCCGGCACUGCCCAUACCCCAUGACGACGAUGCAGGAACACAUACCCUCCACAUUUUGCUUCAACUCCCACGUGAUGGAUGGACCGGGGCGAUCUGAAAGAGAGGCCGAUGUGAUGGUGAUCGCACUACUAAUAGAGGUGGAGGAGAACCAUGCGAAACAGGUCUCCAAGUCCCAUUCAGAAUGGGGCUCCUUGUCGGCGUUGGACCACAUCCCACUUGGUUUGCUGGUCCAGCAUUUUGGUGUAGGAAAUUUUUCACUAACAGCAAUUGCUGUUCUUUCUUCCACCCUCCUUUCAUUUCUACCAAUAAUGAUAUCUGUGUGCUCUUCGAUUUCGGUAAGGAAGAUCAGCUGGUCGAUGACUAAGCUGUACCGGGGAGCAGCUGUGUUUGCUUUGAUUGGCUCCUUAAGUGCGAUUACAUGAGCCUUUGCUCAUAGAUCUUACUCCAUAAAACAGUAACAUCAUCAAGUUGUCAGCCUUUGCGGGACUAACAAUAGUGAGAACUAGUAAAGUUUGUGGUGUCUGAGCUACCAACAGAUGUAAUUGUACGUGUUGGCGAAGUGAGAUUUUUCUUGCACAAGUUUCCUCUUUUAUCCAAGAGCAACCGAUUACAAGGGUUGGUACUCAAGGCUGGUGAAGGAGGCACAGAUGAAAUCUACUUGCAUGAUUUUCCUGGUGGACCAAAAACCUUUGAGAUUUGUUCUAAAUUUUGCUAUGGCAUGACCGUGACGCUCAAUGCCUACAAUGUUGUCGCGUCUAGGUGUGCCGCAGAAUACCUCGAGAUGACUGAGGAUGUUGAGAAGGGGAAUCUGAUAUACAAAAUUGAGGUUUUUCUGAACUCAAGCGUGUUACGAAGUUGGAAAGAUUCUAUUAUUGUUCUACAGACCACAAUGUCUAUGCUACCGUGGUCCGAGGAACUUAAGGUGGUUGGAAGAUGCAUAGACUGCAUCACUUCCAAAACAUCUGUAGAACCGGCUGCUGUCACUUGGUCAUAUACCUAUGACAGGAAAUUGACAGCCUCAGAUGAUAUAACUGAAACCCAAAAAAGAAUGCAUCAAGUUCCUAAUGAUUGGUGGAUCGAAGAUAUAUGUGAGCUGGAUGUUGAUCUUUACAAGCGAGUGAUGGUCGCCCUGAAAUCGAAAGGGAGGAUGUCUUCAGACAUGAUCGGAGAGGCCCUCAAGGCCUAUACGGUUAGAUGGUUGCCAGAUUCUUAUGAUGCACUGGUUGCUGAUGAUUACAUGAAAAGGAACAGGAUUCUGGUAGAAACCAUUAUCUAUCUACUGCCUUCGGAUAAGUACUCAGGGUGUUCAUGCAGGUUUCUCCUGAAAUUGUUGAAAGUUGUUAUCUUGGUCGGAGCUAGAGAUCCAUCAAAGGAAGAACUUAUAGAUCGGAUUAGUAUGCAGCUGCACAAAGCAUCUGUUAAGGACCUACUGAUUCCAGCAAAAUCAAGUGGUGAUACAAUAUAUGAUGUACAUCUGGUGCAAAUCCUUGUUGGCAAAUUCAUGAUGCAAGUUGGUAGCACUCAUGACAUGAACAUUGCUGAUGAGAGUGAAAACAUAUCUUUGCUGGCUUUAGGAAGAUUGAUCGAUGGUUAUCUUGCUGAAAUUGCCUGCGAUUCAAACUUGUCGAUUUCUAGCUUUGUCGAUCUUGCUGAGUCCAUUCCUGAUGCAGCAAGACCUGAUCAUGAUGGAUUAUACACAGCCAUCGACAUCUAUUUAACGGAACAUCGAAACAUGACAAAAGCAGACAAAAAGAGGAUCUGUGGCCUGAUGGAUGUCAAGAAGCUCUCAACAGAAGCUAGCAUUCAUGCAGCACAGAAUGAGCGUCUGCCACUCCGUGUGGUCGUCCAAGUCCUUUUCUUCGAGCAGUUAAAGGCGGCAGGGGGUGCAUCAGCGGUGACCAAUGACACUUCACAUGACAGUUCAAUGAAUCGAGCCAUCUUGGAAGAAGAUUGGGAGGGGAGAGUCUCAGAGAAUGAUGACAGUCUAAAGCAGCAACUAGGGAGCUCGAAGAUAAAGGCUGAUGAGUGCCAGGACAGUGACGACAAGAAGAGUGUCAAGGACAAAGGUAGUAGCUUACUACUCCUGCCAUCUAGAUCAAGGAGGAUUUUUGACAAGCUGUGGGUUGGGAAGGGACAGGGCGAGACAAUUAAAAGCUCUGAAACAUCUGGGAGUUCACAAAGCCCUCCUAUCUCUGUGAAACCUGGAGAAGCCAAAUCUUCUGGCUCUUCAAGGCACAUGAGAAACUCUAUUUCAUGAGAAAGAUUCUCAUGUAGAAUGUCUCAUGGGCACACUGUAUAGAAGAAGGUGUUUCAGCUGCCGAUCUUAAUACAUGUUUUCUGCUGGUGUUCAAACUGUUCUCUUCCUCACAAUUAAGGGAGGUCAGAAAGCAGAUACAAAUCUGCUCUAUAUCAUCAUCAUCAUCAUCAUCAUCAUCAUCUUUUGAUUUAAUUUAUCUGACAUCUGAUCUUUAAAGUCCUGACAAGGAUGAUUGUGUAUGUGAAAUAACUGCAUGCGAUUGAAGGAUCAUAAGAUCAGAUUGCUUCCACUUGUUGCCAGUUGAUGAUAAUCAGUGAAAUAUCCUUAGAUUUUACAUAA
This is a messenger RNA of Musa acuminata AAA Group (dessert banana), 3842 nucleotides long. Its product is annotated as BTB/POZ domain-containing protein NPY1-like. The record is from RefSeq and is a predicted model, not a curated record. The transcript is spliced from 6 exons. Gene Ontology annotation, molecular function: protein binding. Bases 1965 to 3503 code for a protein of 512 amino acids. Lineage: Eukaryota; Viridiplantae; Streptophyta; Magnoliopsida; Zingiberales; Musaceae.